Molecule: messenger RNA, 579 nt
Organism: Acanthisitta chloris (rifleman)
Lineage: Eukaryota; Metazoa; Chordata; Aves; Passeriformes; Acanthisittidae
Gene: MOCS3
Product: molybdenum cofactor synthesis 3
Exons: 1
Coding region: 22-579 (185 amino acids)
Source: RefSeq, a predicted model, not a curated record
GGCUCCUCCUUCGGCCGCCGCAUGCUGCUGUUCGACGCGCUCGAGGGCAGAUUUCGCGACAUCAAGCUGCGGCCGAAGAGAGCCGACUGUGCCGUGUGUGGUGACGAUCCCUCCGUCACCUGCCUGCAGGAUUACGAGGCCUUUUGUGGUUCUUCUGCCACCGACAAGUGCAGGACUUUGCAGCUGCUGCCCGGCGCGGACAGGAUCUCCGUGGAGCAGUACAAAGCGCUGCUGGACGAGCGGGUGCCCCACGUGCUGCUGGACGUGCGGCCGCAGGUGGAGGUGGAUAUCUGUCGCCUGGGACACGCCGUCCACAUCCCCCUCAGCAGGCUGGAGGAUAGGGAUGAAGAGUCCCUGCAGCGUUUAGAGAAGAGAAUUUGUGAAGAAAAGCAGAGAACUAGCAACCAAACAUCUCUUCCUGUAUAUGUUGUUUGCAAGUUAGGAAAUGAUUCCCAGAAGGCUGUAAAAAUCCUGCAGGAGUUGCCUGCCAUAGAGUGUGGUUCUGUGGUAGCUAAGGAUAUCAAGGGAGGGCUCAUGGCUUGGGCCACUAAAAUUGACCCAACCUUUCCUCAGUAUUAG